CAACGACCUGAAAAGAACAGGCAUGUCCGGCGGUGCCGACGACGCCCACCCGGGGUGGGUCGACCUCGCCAUGACCGACGCCUCCCUGGUGGCCGAGCUCCUCGUCCGCCUCGGCCACGCCCAGCCCCCGCCCCCCGCGCCUCGCCGCCCCUGAAGCUCGCCUGGAGCGUCCGCCAGCGCCGGACCAGGCAGCCCCCGGAACCCGGCCGAGAAGAAGGAGCAGGAGGAGGAGGAGAAGAAGGAGAAGGGCCCCGCAGCCGGGCCAGCCCCACCACGCCCCUCUCGUGGAGCGGCGCCACCUCCAGCGGCGGCGGCGCCGAUGGGUCCGAGGAGUCGCCGCCCUUGGACAGCGCCACGAGAUCUAAGGUGUCCUUAGCAAGUGCGAAUACAGGGUCCACUACCGUCGCUGGCAAAAGGCCGAGGAAGAAGAAGACCUUGGCUGAACUCAGAGAAGAGGAAAGCUUGCUGUUGAAGGAAAGGAGAAAUCUGAGACAUGAGUUGGCGACUUUAGGGCUCAACUUAGAGAAAGCAAGAUCCAUAAACCAAAGCUUGAAGAGAAGAAAGCAGAUGGGCAUGCAGCCGCAAGCGGUGGUUCCUGAGCAACAUGAGCAAGUAGAAGCGCCUUGUAUUCCUUCGGAACACACCAAAGUAGCAACGCAACAGCAGCAACGUUUCAGUAACAUUCCGGAAGUAAAGAAGGUCAAGAGUCCCGAGAGGCUCGAGCUACCAGACCUGAAUCUGCCACUAGAAGAUGGUGGCCCAGGCAUUUCGUGCGCCGCAGCUUGAGAGUGUUGGUCAAGCCACGGCAUGAUGUUGUUCUUACUGAAGUAAGCUGACUGAUUAAGUUCAUUUAACCAAGUGGUUAAAAUCACGGCUGAUGAUUUUUUAAAUUUUCGUAGUCUUAGCUGUGGAAUAGCAAGGGUAGGACGGAUCGUGAGUUCGUUAGUUGUUGUAAUUACCUAUAGCAAUCACCAAGCUAGUUAGCCUUACCGUAUUUUCAUAUAUCUUUUCCAAGGUUACAUCCUUAAAUAGAUUUGCAAGGAUCUCUUUCUUUCAAUGCCUUUGUAUGAACCGAGAGUCUUUCAUGUAAUGCAGAUGUUAUGUGACGUGUCGAGGUUGUAUUGCA
Molecule: messenger RNA, 1126 nt
Organism: Eucalyptus grandis
Lineage: Eukaryota; Viridiplantae; Streptophyta; Magnoliopsida; Myrtales; Myrtaceae
Product: serine/arginine repetitive matrix protein 1
Exons: 5
Source: RefSeq, a predicted model, not a curated record